This is a messenger RNA of Linum trigynum, 768 nucleotides long. Lineage: Eukaryota; Viridiplantae; Streptophyta; Magnoliopsida; Malpighiales; Linaceae. The record is from the annotation of a GenBank genome assembly.
AUGAAGCAGACGACGUGUUGUCGGGCGCUAUCGCGAGGGACGCAAAGAGCGUCACGAUCGACGACAGUGUCCGUAGAAUCGUCAAUCGAGCAGCAGAGCCGGAGUGGAGCAUUCCUGAACCCAGCCACUUCGUCGCCGCUGCGGCCGCCAGACGACCAGUCCUCGUUAACCCCAAAUCUGAUCCGAACGGCAACCACGACCACCUGCGGAAACGACCGGGUACGAGCGGCAGCUUGGUUGGUCGUCGACCACCAACCAGUCAAAGAAGAGGAACCGAUGGAGGCUAGCAGUGCUACUCUGUCUCUGCCAAUCGUCGCAAUGGCCGUGAAUCAGUCGAGCAGAAGUUUGGAAACAUCGCUAGCAGAGGUGAGCAUAGACAUUGAGCGGAAAGGAGAAGCUGAGGCGGUGGUAACUCUCCGGGUCAAUUCCACGAGGCCGGAGGUCACACUGGUAGCUCAAGUCACGGCAACAGCGAUCAGAAAGACGGGGCCAGUGGUGAGCACGGCGGCACCAGUCGUGCGAUGGAAGAUGGCUUUUAUGGUGGCGUCGACUGAAGAGGAGGCGGGGACAAAGAUGAAGAUGGAAGCUGGCGGGAUCCAGUGGAGGUGUUCGUCGUCGAAGAUGGAGGACGACGGUGGCAGCGGGUUUCCUUCCGCAAGCCCUAGGUCACCAAAAGUGGGUCGCACGGAACAUCAGGGGAGAGAUCGUAUGGGCCAAGUUUCAUGGGCCCGGAGUCUGCUUUGGAUCCAUGGGUUGGAUGGUGGUUAA